Messenger RNA from Coffea eugenioides, 3084 nucleotides. Its product is annotated as putative late blight resistance protein homolog R1A-3. The coding region runs from base 91 to 2763 and encodes 890 amino acids. NCBI's taxonomy places the organism in Eukaryota, Viridiplantae, Streptophyta, Magnoliopsida, Gentianales, Rubiaceae. The transcript is spliced from 3 exons. The record is from RefSeq and is a predicted model, not a curated record. Gene Ontology annotation, molecular function: ADP binding. Gene Ontology annotation, biological process: defense response to other organism.
CUCUGAAGUACUAUUUCCAACUCUGCUAGGUGGAAGAAAUUCCCUUCUACUUUUCUUUUUUCUCCAAAAAAAAUCUUCAUCCCUCGAAAAAUGGCUAACAUCCCAGAUGCUGCACUGGGAUUCAUCCUACAAAACCUGAAAGAAUCGGUUCAAUACAAUGCUGAAUUAAUAGGUGGAGUGAAGGACAAUGUUAAGGAGCUCUGUGAAGAUCUUGAAACGUUGAGAGCCUUCAUCAGGGAGUACACAGAUAAGUACAGUGACAAUGAGAUCCUUGAAAAGUUAGCCAGUAAAAUCAGGGGUGUGGUUUAUCGAGCUGAGGAUGCAAUUGAAACAUACAUCUCUUGUGCUUCAGUGCAGAAAUUGAGAAGGGCGAUCAGCAAAGCUGCCCAUUUUGUUGAUUAUAUUUCAGACCUUCGAGCUGUGGGGAAAGAGAUUGAGAAGGUCAGCAAAGAUGUGCAGGAGAUUUACCAAAACAGGGCAGCACUUGGAUUUGCUGCUAUGCAAAUUGAGGAGAUAUCCAACAGACGUCAAAAGAAGAAAAAGACUCCAGUGGUUGAGGAAGAUAAUGUGGUUGGUUUUGAUGACGCGGCUAAAGAAGUAAUUGAGCUUCUUACAGGAGAAUCAGAUGAUCAAUCGGAUCAACUAGAAGUAAUCUCAAUCAUUGGAAUGCUUGGCCUUGGGAAGACGACACUAGCCAAAAAAGUUUUAAAUGACCCUAAAAUUGAGUAUGAAUUCUAUACUCGUGCAUUUGUGAAUGUGUCUCAAGAAUAUGAAAGGAAGGAAAUGUUCCUCAAAAUUUUGGGUCAGUUUACUCAAAUUACUGAUCAAAUGAAUAAGAUGUCCGAUGAACAGUUGUGUAAAGAACUCCAUGAUCAAUUGAAGACUCGAAAGUAUCUGAUUGUGAUGGAUGAUGUGUGGACCAAUGAAGCAUGGGAUCAGCUCAAGGGUGCUUUCCCCAACAAUAAUAAACGGAGUAGAGUUCUAAUAACAAGCCGACACAAACCUGUAGCUGUUCAUGCUAAUCAAAGUAUUGAUCCUUAUUUUUUGCGGUUUCUGUACCCAGAAGAGAGUCGAGAGUUAUUGCGAAGAAAGGUUUUUGGAAACAAUUGUUGCCCCUCAGAGUUGGAGGCUUAUGAACUGCGCAUUUUGCAGAAGUGUGAUGGACUACCGUUAGCUAUAGUGGUAGUUGCAGGUAUACUUGUGAAUCAUCGAGAUAGAACAGAUUGGUGGAAGAAAGUAGCUGAAGAUGUGAAUGAUUAUGUUGCAAGAAAACAAGAGCAGAGUUAUGAUGUGAUCAAGCUAAGUUACAAUCACAUGCCAUAUUAUUUGAAGCCAUGUUUUCUCUACCUUGGAGUCUUCCGUGAAGAUUUUGAGAUCCCGGUGUGGAAGUUGGUUCGGCUGUGGAUCGCUGAAGGAUUUAUUCCACGGGAUGGGUGUAUGAGUCUGGAGGAUAUAGCGGAGGAUUAUUUGGAGGAAUUGGUGGACAGAAAUUUAGUAAUGGUGGGGCACAGGAGGUUGACUGGUCAAAUAAAAACAUGUCGAAUUCAUGAUACUUUGCGUGACUUCUGCAAGAAGGAAGCCACGAAAGAAAAUCUUUUCCAAGAAAUAAAAAGGUUUGAUCAAGCCCCUUCUUUUUCUGCUGACCGUUCUUCUGAUGGUUUUCGUCGCUUGUGUGUGAAUGCAUUUGUUGCUGAUUAUAUUAAAUCAAAACCAUCUGGUGAAUUUGUCCGAUCAUUUCUGAGCUUUGCCAAGGAUGAAACCACUUUGCAACCCGAACAUGUCUCAUUGAUCCCUAAAGCCUUCAAACUUCUUAGAGUUUUAGAUGCUAGAUCACUUAUUUUAACCCGUUUUCCCACUGACUUGCUUUACCUGGUUCUUUUGAAAUACAUUGCUGUCUCUUGCAACUUCAAAAUCCUUCCUGAGAAACUGUCAAAUCUCUGGAACUUACAGACUCUCAUAGUAGAAACAUCAUCUCGUACCCUUGAAAUUAAAGCAGACAUAUGGAAGCUUCCACAACUAAGACAUGUACACACUAAUGCUUCCACAAGUCUGGUAGAAUCUAAGAAAGAGCUCAUUAUUAAUGCACACUUGAAAACCCUUUCUACAAUUUCACCAGAAAGUUGCAGAGCAGAACUGUUUGUUAGGGCUCCCAAACUCAAGAAGUUGGGUGUAUGUGGAAAACUAGUUAAUGUCAUACAGCCCACUGGUCAGUCUAGCUUGUUUGCCAACCUCUUCAAAUUGGAAGACCUUGAAAAUUUGAAGCUGUUGAAUGAUGAUAUUACUUUUAAGUUACAUGCUCUUCCUCAAGAAAACAUGUUUCCUAGGAAGCUAACCAGGUUGACUUUACUAAAUACCUUGCUCGAUUGGAAGCACAUGUCCACAUUGGGAAAGCUGGAGAAGCUUGAGGUGCUGAAGUUGAAAGAUAAUGCAUUUCAAGGAGAGCUGUGGCGAACAGAAGGUGGUGGUUUUCGUAAUCUUAAGGUUUUGCACAUUGGCAGUACAAAUUUAGUGAUGUGGAAAGCUUUGGCUAGUCAUUUUCCCAUACUAAGAAGCCUGUUCCUCAGGCAUUGCACUAAGCUUGAGGCUGUCCCAUCUGGUCUUGGAGAUAUAGCUACCCUCCAAGAAAUUGACCUCUACUGUACCAACUCUAUGGUCGCUAAAUCUGCAAGAAACAUUCAAGUUUUGAAAUUGAAGGUUCAAGCAAAUGAUAAGAACAAAAGAGGAGCUGCAUUUAAACUCUCAGUUUAUCCUCCAGAUCAGUGAUUCCAACACAAAUAAGCUCAUAAUUGCUGCCUUAACAGAAUGUUUAACUUCUGUAAGAGGAAGGCCGUGGAUCUACAUUGCUGGUUGAAACAUUGGGAAGCAGGACAGUUGAGUAGAAAUUGUCUCAACUAGAUCGUCUGGGACUAAGUUUUCAGCUGGAGAACUGAACUUCUGUAUUGGGAUUUUCUACUUGUCUCUUUCAUGAGAGCCCAGGAUUGUACUUCUUUUUUAUUCUGGUACUCUUUCGGCAAAUUUAACUAGCCUUUGUCUUGUAUCUCCUCAAUUUUUAAAAAUUAAGUCUUCUUUUAUUCUCUCCCUGUA